Molecule: messenger RNA, 1607 nt
Organism: Morus notabilis
Lineage: Eukaryota; Viridiplantae; Streptophyta; Magnoliopsida; Rosales; Moraceae
Product: WD repeat-containing protein RUP2
Exons: 2
Coding region: 235-1425 (396 amino acids)
Biological process (GO): response to UV-B
Molecular function (GO): protein binding
Source: RefSeq, a predicted model, not a curated record
UGGCAUUAUGGUAAUUUAGAGCAAGAAGAAGAACAAAUUCUGAAAAUAGAAUCUUAUCCAGGAUUCAAAUAAGAGAAAUAGAUUGACAGUAACUAUGUUAUUUAUCUACAUCACAUAGACAGAGAGGGAAACCGAAAGGCAGGUUUAUGGGAGCCUUUCAUUAGUUGGUUGGGAACCCCCAAAACCUCCAACAACACCAAAUACUUCUUCUCCUUCACCUCUUAUGAAUGGGAAAUGAAAAAUCUCUCCUCCAACGUUACAGAGAGAACAGAAAGAAGAAAAGGUGAAGAAGAACAAGAAAACACAGAAGAACGUGAACGGUUAGAGAAUAACCGAUUCGAAGAUCAAGACGAAACGACCGAAAGAGCUCGCUGCGAGUGGGAUUUCCACCUCCGAACCGUCGUCUCCUCCGCCACUGCCGCCUCCGACGCGCUCGGCGUCAUCGAAUUCGGCCCGUCUGGUGAGCUGCUCGCCACCGGCGGAAUCGCCAGGAAGAUAAGAAUCUACCGAUUCAGCUCCCUUGUGGCAGCCGCCUCCGACGCCGACGGCGGCGGCGGCGACGUGGCGCUUCUUGACCACGCCAGUGCGUACGACUACUACAUCUGCACGCCGGCGAAGCUCAGCAGCCUCCGGUGGCGCCCCGGGGCGGGAGGAAGGAUUAUCGGCUCCGGAGACUACGACGGCGUGGUGACGGAGUACGACCUCGAGAGGAGGACGCCGGUGUUCGAGCGGGACGAGCACGGGGGGCGGCGCGUAUGGAGCGUGGACUACUCUCAUUGGGAGGGUUGUUCGGUUAUGGCCGCGUCGGGGUCGGACGACGGGACCAUGCAAAUGUGGGACCCGCGGUGCGACGGCGGGGAGUGCGUGGCUACGGUUCGGCCCAGCGCAACGAAGACCUCAUCCGUCUGCUGCGUGGAGUUUAACCCCUUCGGCGGGCCAUUGGUGGCCGUCGGAUGCGCUGACCGAAAGGCGUACGGCUACGAUGUGCGGAAGCUCUCCGAUCCGGUCCUUAUCCUCGACGGCCACCAGAAAACGGUGACGUAUGUUCGCUUUCUUGAUGACCGUACGAUGGUGUCUUCAGGCACGGACGGGUGUUUGAAGUUAUGGAAUAUAGAUGACGCACGUGCGGUGCGCACGUACAAGGGCCACGUGAAUAAUCGGAGCUUCGUCGGGCUAUCCGUUUGGAGAAAAGGCGGGUUGCUCGGAUGCGGGUCGGAGAAUAACCAGGUAUUUGUGUAUGAUAAGAGGUGGGGCGAGCCCAUUUGGGUCCGCGGGUUUGAGCCGACGGGUGAGUCCGGGUGUGAGAGAGGAUUCGUGAGCAGUGUGUGUUGGAGGCAAGUGGGAGAGGAGGAUGAGUGCACCCUAGUGGCGGGCGGGUCGGAUGGGGCUUUGCAGGUUUUUGUGGGCACAAGGAAGCCAUCCUGAUCUUCUAAUUCGUAUUAUUACGCAAAUGACUGCUUCUACAUUCUCCUCAAUUUCCUACACAAAUGCAUCGUAAGAGUAAAGGUUUUGGCUUUUCAUUUCAUAAAACAAAUAAGACAAACAGUGGCAGCAGGAUUAACAUGACGUCCAAGGCGAAGGUAAAUAAUUAACGGAGGGUCCCAUGC